CUUUGAAUUGGGACACAGCUUGUAUAACAUGUUUUGUUAGAUUGUCCAGCAUAUAGUAAUGAGAAACACAAUGGAAAGUUUACUUUCUUUCUCAACUGUAAAAUAAUAUAUAUAACGUUAAACGUCUAAUCCGCAUUGACGCUCCACAUAUACCCAACAGUUGGUAGCGGUAAUGCAUCAUGUUGAAUGACAACCGCCAAUAAAAAUUUAAGAAGAAGAAGAAGAAGGAUGAUGAUCAGGCAUCAUCAAUCGCUCAUGAGUUAUGACGUCAUCGCUCGGGAUAACAUGGCGGAUACGAGUACAAAACAAAGCGGACAGAAAAGUGUGAAGAUCGCAGCAGGUGCUGUGGUGUGUGUGGAGAGUGAAAUCAGAGGAGAUGUCACAAUCGGAGCAAGAACUGUCGUUCACCCGAAAGCUCGCAUCAUAGCGGAGGCUGGACCCAUUGUGAUUGGAGAAGGAAAUCUAAUCGAGGAGCAGGCAUUGAUCAUCAAUAGCGAUACUGUGGAACCCAAACCCAUGACCAUUGGUAUCAAUAAUGUCUUUGAAGUUGGCUCUGUGUCUCAGGCAUUGAAAAUUGGGGACAACAACGUAAUUGAAUCAAAAGCUGAAGUUGGCAGGAACGUGAUGCUCACCAGUGGCUGUAUUGUGGGCUCAUGCUGUCAAGUGAACACAUGUGAAGUGAUACCAGAGAACACUGUGAUCUACGGCACGGUGUGUCUGAGACGUGUUCAGACCGAGAGACCGCAGCCUCAGACGCUGCAGUUGGAUUUCCUGAUGAAGAUUUUACCCAAUUAUCAUCAUCUCAAGAAAACUGUAAAAGGAAAUUCCACUCCGUCCAGAAGCUGAGAAAAUGACAUGCAAAGAAAUCUAAAAAGUACAAAUGUAAUGAUUUUGCUUGUAGCUUAUUCUCUAUUGCAUUUAAGUUUGUUUUUGCUUUGUAGGUUGACCUGUAACUUAUUGAUAACAAAUUCUAAAUAUUUUAAAAUAUCUUAUCAAAAUGUUUUUGUUGUUUUUGGCAGUGGCCUAUGACAAAUAAAAUGUUAACUUGAUCAAACUUUUCAAUUAAAUGUGAAAAUGUGAUAUAGGCAACUUAAAUGUUGAUGUUCACAGUUGAGUUUGAGUUUUAUUAAAACACCGCUGAGCUUUUCACAAAUGUUUUAAUUGGGUUAGGUUAGAUUGAAUGCAACACUACAAAUAGCACCAAAGCAUCAAUUGAAAUGCAGCGGUAUGUUUGCUAAAUCUUUCUUUUGCUUUAUUUAUGUUGCACAUUUUUUACAACCAGGGGUUGCCAAAGUGCUGACAUUUCAGUAAA
Paramisgurnus dabryanus is the source of this 1312-nucleotide messenger RNA. NCBI's taxonomy places the organism in Eukaryota, Metazoa, Chordata, Actinopteri, Cypriniformes, Cobitidae. The record is from RefSeq and is a predicted model, not a curated record.